Molecule: messenger RNA, 2121 nt
Organism: Patiria miniata (bat star)
Lineage: Eukaryota; Metazoa; Echinodermata; Asteroidea; Valvatida; Asterinidae
Gene: tmem249
Product: transmembrane protein 249-like
Exons: 2
Coding region: 262-912 (216 amino acids)
Source: RefSeq, a predicted model, not a curated record
UUUACGUAUGUGUGUGAGGUCUGGGUUUCAUUCUGGGCUUUGUUGUUGUACUGAAGAAAUAGGCUGUUUACUUCAUUGUGCAAGAUUAUAUAUUUCAUUGGUUACUGUUUGGACAUUUCAACUAUGAUUUCUGGAUAUCUUCAGCGCGUGCAUCGAGAAUGAAGAAUUUUUUUUUCUUCAAAUCGCUCAGUUCAGCUGACAGUAGGCUUCAUUUUGGGGUCCUAUAAACGUUUAGAGUUGAAAUACCCACCGCUUAUAAACAUGCCUCAUAAACACGUUGGUAUAUUCGGGACGUGGGACCUGAACUUUUGGACGCCACCCGAGGAGCUCUUCAAGAGCAAACUGGAGAAGAAUCCCAUCCAUCCCUUCACGGAGACGUCUCCCGAUCGUUUCGAGGUUUCUCUUCGUUCACCCUGGCUCUGGAUCUCCUCCAUCUGUCUUCUUGCCACGUUCUUCGGCACGGUGGCCUACUAUGCGACCAACCCCUUGGACCAGUUUCUGACCUACUUCGUCAUGGGUUUUAUGGCGUGCGCGUAUUCAACGUUCGUGUACUCUGAUGUCCGGCGGAUUGUACUGGACACGACCAGGAACGAGUACGAGUUUCACACGGGCAACCGAUUGGUGUACCGUGGCCACAUCCAUAAUGUCUACAUCAGACUGGUCGGUCAAAAGAGUGGGGCCGGUGACACCUACUACAAGAUUGUCUUGAACGGUUUUCAUCUGGAGGAGCAGGCUCUGACGUCAUCCAGCAUCCGGAGGCACAAGCUGGAGAAAUUGGGCCGCAAACUGGCCACAAGACUCAACCUGAACUACUUCGACUUUGUUGACGAGUCUGUGAAGCACGUGGUGCGGCACCGCUGCCCCUACGCCUCACCGGACCAGUCGGUGGAGAGUCUGUCUCAGCUUGCCUAAGAUGGAGUCGCGGCCUUUAGGCCUACCUUUAAUCAGCUUGUUUGUCUGUUUUAGCCCCUUUAAGACUACACCUUGAUAAAGGAGCUUCUAUGAACAUGCUCGGUUGUACACAUUUCUGGGGUGAUGAACUGCCUACUUGACAAAUACGUAAAAGGCUUUUAAAUUUCUUUCAAUUUUGCUGACGGCUCGAGAUCGUUUGUGUGUAUAGGCAAAGAUAGCGCCGUCACUUAGCUGCCGCCACUUAGCGUUAGGUCCUGAUGAUACCGCUCACUCACUAGUCGUUCGUAUCUAUCGAGAUGAAACGGGUCAUAGAUGUAGUAAAUGCCGCCUUAUUUAUCACGAAGGUUGAGUCCACAAAGGUUAAUUCAAGAGAUAACAUACUCGUCACGCCUGCUUUUUAUCUUCAUUUCAACCUUGCCAAAACAUUAUGAAAUUUGGUCAUACGCUAGUGUUUGUCUUAUGGAUGCGUUGAAGCUUGAGUGAGCAACUUUCUCCAUGUUUGCUGUGUUCUUGAUAGAUUAUUAAAUAACAUAGUCUGGGUGCUUUAUCAUCGGCGUAAAGUUUUCAAGUGCCGCUUCUUCUUUUUUACAUUCUAACUUGGUAAUAGUUGGUAAUUUAUAGAUUACAGAAAAAUACAACUUCCCUCCAAAAUAGAGGUUUAAGAUGUAAGUACGGUACCGUUUGCUGUCUUAUUAAAGAGCGGUGGGUGCCUUUAUAUGAACGGUGCGAUUUAGUAUUUUAAAGUGCAGUUUAUAUGCUAACAUACUGCUUACUUGUGAUGCUCCAAGUGAUGUCGGGUGCCUCUAAAAACCAGAAAAGGAAACUAGAUUUCGAAAAAUACAAUUUCCAUUCGAAAUUACAGAUAAAUUAUAGACAUGUAAUACCGAAAGUGCUGAACAAAGUCACUGAGCAGCAGAUGUUGGUUUAUCCUAUUUUAUUUUCCCCAGCCGAACACAAAAAAAUUUAUGCAUUUCUGUGUCGCUUUAUAAAUAUGUUGGUAGUGUUGAUACAAUAAUAUACACAAAUAUGUUAAUAACACAAAAUAAAUGUAAACAGUGUACAUUGACAGGCAGAACUUUGUUUAAAAACCUCUGCCUGUAAAAAACGGAUCUUAAAUUUUAUAUGACACUUAAAGGUGUCAUAUAAAUAAGACCCGGUUGUUUAGGUUUUUGUAAAUAGAAAUAAAGGAAAAUAAUUGGGGACAACCAU